Molecule: messenger RNA, 1482 nt
Organism: Carlito syrichta (Philippine tarsier)
Lineage: Eukaryota; Metazoa; Chordata; Mammalia; Primates; Tarsiidae
Product: lysine-specific demethylase 5B-B-like
Exons: 9
Coding region: 1-1482 (493 amino acids)
Molecular function (GO): DNA binding
Source: RefSeq, a predicted model, not a curated record
AUGACGGGCGUGAACCACCGCGCCCUGCAGUUGCCGUAUCUUUUACAGCUAAAGGGUUAUGCAGCAUCUGAAACGCAGACACGUAGGUUGAGACAAGUCACGAAGCAGAGACGGCGAGGCGAGGCGACGCGAGGCGACGAGGGCCGGCCCGACUCGUCUCCGCGUCCAUUUAUACACAAAGGGAAACCGGCCCUGCCCCCACCGGAAGCGGUGCCGCGGACCCCUCAAGGGCGAGCCGUCUGGAGUCGUUACACCGUGUUGGACUUUGCGGGGCAAGGAGAGAAAGAGCGACGCCGGCCCGCCCGGGAAGGGCGGAGGAAGGAGGGGCCGGACCGUCAGGCGUUGCGUCGCGGCCGAAGGGUUCCGUUUCCGGCGGCGGCGGCGGCGGAGGGAUUUGACAGCACGUUAACUUCCGGAAAAGUCCCGCACCUCAGAGGAAAAGCCCUGGAAGAAACAAUAACAAACGAGAGGAGAAGCGCCUCCGGGCUUCCCGUGUGGGACCGCUCUGGUCCGGAAAGAUGUGCUUCGGCCCCCGUCAGGGGACGUGAAAGGGCUCGGUGGGUUUCAGCCAGCCUUUCUCCACCCGUUCCCCCCCGGGGCCCCGCGGCCGCGGCCAUGGCGGGCGGGGGGCCGGGGGGCUACGCGGCGGAGUUCGUGCCCCCGCCGGAGUGCCCGGUGUUUGAGCCCAGCUGGGAGGAGUUCACAGACCCGCUCAGCUUCAUCGGCCGCAUCCGGCCUCUGGCGGAGAAAACCGGCAUCUGCAAGAUUCGGCCGCCCAAGGAUUGGCAGCCUCCAUUUGCAUGUGAAGUAAAAAGCUUUCGUUUCACUCCAAGAGUCCAGCGUCUGAAUGAACUUGAGGCAAUGACCAGAGUGAGACUGGAUUUUUUGGAUCAACUAGCAAAAUUUUGGGAACUUCAAGGAUCUACUUUGAAGAUCCCUGUGGUAGAAAGAAAGAUUCUGGAUCUGUAUGCUUUGAGCAAGAUUGUUGCCAGCAAAGGAGGUUUUGAAAUGGUCACCAAAGAGAAGAAAUGGUCUAAAGUAGGUAGCCGCUUGGGAUAUCUGCCAGGAAAAGGAACUGGGUCUCUUUUGAAGUCACACUAUGAAAGAAUUCUCUACCCGUAUGAGCUUUUCCAGUCUGGUGUCAGCCUUAUGGGUGUACAGAUGCCUAAUUUAGAUCUUAAGGAAAAAGUGGAGCCUGAGGUUCACAGCACUGAUAUCCAAACUUCCCCAGAGCCAGGCACAAGAAUGAACAUUCUGCCGAAGAGAACAAGACGUAUGAAGUCUCAGGCAGCCACACGCCCUGCCUGGGACUUAAAGCGCUGUGGCAGCUUCUACAUGCCUGCCCGUCCAAAUUGUGACUCACGCACCCUUUGCCGGCGCCCAGGCUCACCCCCCGUGACCAUCUUGCUGAAGGCUGCAGGCCUCCGGGAACUCAGGCUCACCCUGGAAGAGGAGGGGGAAAAGAAGGAGGAAGAAAAGUGA